Messenger RNA from Baudoinia panamericana UAMH 10762, 2265 nucleotides. RefSeq lists its product as uncharacterized. The record is from RefSeq and is a predicted model, not a curated record. The coding region runs from base 1 to 2265 and encodes 754 amino acids. NCBI's taxonomy places the organism in Eukaryota, Fungi, Ascomycota, Dothideomycetes, Mycosphaerellales, Teratosphaeriaceae. The transcript has a single exon.
AUGUUAAGCCAACCGUACUCGAAACCGUCAUUCGCAUAUCAUCUCCCCCGAAGGCGCUUCACCCGCUACUUCACCCUCGCCAUCUCCGGCAUCUUACUAGUGUUCUUCCUGUAUCUCGUUCGGUCGAGUUGGAGCGGCGAGAGCGCGUUAAGAAGAGGGUUGAAGAAGCCUCCACCCCCACCACCGGCAUGGGAGCAGUUUCCUUUCCUCAAGCGCUAUCAUGGCGGCAUACGGACGCUGGUGGGGCGGUCGAACAAUAAGCCCGAGUACCCGGCAGGCAGCGACGAGGAGGAGCUGAAGAUUCUAGUAGAUGCGGCGAUGGCGCAGAAGCAGCAGGAGGACCGGUUGGGUCCGCAGGAGGGUGGGUUUCACAAGCGGCAAGAGGAGAGUGGCAGCCGCAGCUUCGCCAGUAGGAGUGAGAGGUUCGUGCCCAAGGCUCGGUUUGGAGAAGAGUACGAGCCGGCGGUCAAGUGCUACCUAGACAACAACACGCGCUUGGAGGUGCCACAGUUGUUGUCGUAUAAGGGAGUUCCGCAAGGCUUUCCGGAACCUGUGAUGGGCUCGUAUGAUUUGCUCGGUCUUCGGAACGAUGUCUGCUUUGAGCGGUACGGCAGACUAGGACCGUAUGGCUUCGGUUAUAGCAGGAAAUACGGUGGCAGCGGCGCUGGUACGGAAGGUGAGAAGGAAGGCAGUGAGAAGGUCUGGGAAGAUUGGCUGGAAAUCGACUACCGCGAGGUUCACUGGGCUCAAGCGCAAGAUAACUGCAUCGCGGCUAAUGCGCAUCGUUUCGAGCCUCUACCGACAAGAAAGCGGAACAACUUCUUUACCGUUAUGGCAUCUGGUGGGCCAGCAUUCGAUCUUCCCACGCCACAAAACAACCUGAGCAAAUUUCCAUCACAAGUCAAAAAGCGCCUCCCUCGCACCGCAGUCAUAAUUCGCACAUGGCACGACUACCCCUACGACGCAGAAGACCUCUUCUACCUCCGCGCCCUCGUCAACGAGCUCUCCCUUCAAUCCGGCGCGGAAUACGUAAUCCACUUCCUCAUCCACGUCAAAGACAACGACCUCCAAAUCUGGGCGGACGACGCCACCUACCAACGCGUGCUUGACGACUCGCUGCCCGCCGAGUUCCGCGGGAUGGGCACGCUCUGGUCUGAGCGGCAGAUGGGCCUCAUCUACGGCGGCGUGCCGGAGAGCUUUUACCGUGACCUUCCCGUCCAUGGAGCAUACCGGAGCACCUUCAUGCCGGUGCAAUAUUUCGCCCAUCAGCACCCAGAGUAUGACUUUUUCUGGCAUUGGGAGAUGGAUGUACGCUAUACAGGGCAUUUCUACCACCUCUUCACGCAAGUCAGUGAAUGGGCGAAGCAGCAGCCGCGGAAGGGACUAUGGGAGCGGAAUGGCCGCUUCUAUGUCCCGUCCGAGCACGGCAGCUGGGACGACUUCAAACAAAUGGUUCGAGUACAGACCGAGCACGGCACAGCCAGCAAAUCGAGCAUCUACAACAAACUCGCCCAAGACGCCGCAUCCAGACACCCACUCGACGAAGCGUCCCGCAAACCCGAGCCACCCAUCUGGGGUCCCCUCCGCCCCACCGCCCCAGGCGACACAACCGUAGAUCCCGAUUCCGACCCCAAACCCCCAACCCCUUACGACCGCGACGACUACUCCUGGGGCGUAGGCGAGGAAGCAGACCUCAUUACCUUCAACCCCCUCUUCGACCCCCACCAAACCAACUGGCUGCUCGCCGAAGACGUGACCGGCUACAACACCACGGCCCCCAACCCCUUUCCCCCUCGUCGCGUAGCCAUAAUAACCGCCUCCCGCCUCUCCGCCCGCUUGCUAAACAGCAUGCACGCCGAAACCACGUUCCUCCGUCACACCAUGUUCUCCGAGAUGUACCCCGCCUCCAUCGCGCUGCACCAUGGCUACAAAGCCGUCUACGUCCCCCAUCCCGUCUACAUCGACCGUGCAUGGCCAACCUCAUACCUCGCCGCGAUAUUCAAUAACGGCCUCAAUGGCGCGAGUGGAGGGGCGAGGACGAGUGUGUUUAGUGAUGAGCGCCAGCAUAACUUUUUGGGCACGAGUUGGUAUUACCAUGCUGGGUUUGCGCCGAAUUUGUGGAAGAGGUGGUUGGGGUAUCGGGUUGAUGGGGGUGGGGGCGAGGUGGAGGAGGUGAGUGGGGAGGGGAGGAUGUGUGUUCCCGCGGUGCUGUUGCAUCCGGUGAAGGGGGUCGAUUUGGUUUAUGAGCAUCAAAUUGGGGAGUGA